AUGUGGAUGCAACUACAGAACAAGCUUGCUACUACAAAUAGGUUGACUAAAUUGGGCAUGACAGUGGACAAAAAAUGCAAGCUAUGUAAAGUGGACCUGGAGAACAUAGAUCAUUUUUUGUGUUUUGUGAGUUCACCAAAACAUAAAGAGGAUAAAGAUCUACUGUGCAGUGAAUUAGUCAAGCAGGGGCCGACAGUAAAGGUGGAACAACAACAUCAACUUAUACAGCCUGUAACAGCAGAGGAAGUAAAGAAGGCAGUAUGGGAGAUACAAAGGGAUAAGUCACCUGGACCAGAUGGAUAUGGAAGUCAGUUCUACAAAGAUAGCUUGGAUACAGUGGGUGCAUAUGUAACAAAAGCAGUUCAAGACUUCUUCAGAAUGAAAUCAGUUCUACCAACUAUAAUAUCUGCUAAUCAGAGUGCAUUUGUGGAAGGAAGAACUAUAGUGCAGAAUAUACUAAUAUGCCAAGACCCGAUUGAUCUUAAGAAGGCAUAUGAUUCAGUGGAGUGGGCAUUUGUGAAGGAAAUGAUGGAAGCACUAGACUUUCCUGAGACAUUUACUGGAUGGGUUAUGCAAUGUGUAACAACAACACAGUAUAAAAUUGCAUUGAAUGGUGGUGUGCAUGGGAGUAUCAAGGGAAGAAGAUGA
Messenger RNA from Lycium barbarum (goji berry), 648 nucleotides. RefSeq lists its product as uncharacterized. The transcript is spliced from 4 exons. The coding region runs from base 1 to 648 and encodes 215 amino acids. NCBI's taxonomy places the organism in Eukaryota, Viridiplantae, Streptophyta, Magnoliopsida, Solanales, Solanaceae. The record is from RefSeq and is a predicted model, not a curated record.